GGGGUCGCUAGACAGUUCGGCCAGUGUUGUGGACUUGUGGAGGUAUAGCGCUGUGGUCGCCGUAGCAACUUUUGAACAAAUUUUGUAUGUAAGGGUUUUUUUUGUUUCGCCCUGCACACCCCGCUCGGAGCUUCGUGUUACUGAAAGCGAUAUUUUCUACUCGCCUAACCCAAAACAAGCUUGUUGAACAAAGGUGGCUAUUUUUUUUUUCUUACCAACUUCAGAAAGGAAUUGCGCCGCGCCUUUUCGAUGAGUGUCCAGCCAUGGGUUUGAAAGCUGUAAUCUGUAUAACUCUUGCUCUCUCCGCUGUAACAACAGCUAUGCAGAGGAACGAGAGCAUUAUAAGAGGUUUUCCCCUCUUCACCAGGACAGGAACAGAUGAACCCAUCAAGUACUUUGAUUUGGAGUCUCGAAAUGGUUCUGAGGGAAGGGGGUCUGGGGAUGAACCUGUGCAUGUCCCCGUUCACCGGAAUCGCACCUUCAUCUCCGAUCGGACCAAGCAUUUCCUCACUGGCUCUUGGAUGACUGUUUUUAUUCCAUCAGUUUACACCAUGGUCUUCACCUCCAGCCUGCUUCUGAAUGGCCUUGCUAUCCUUAUGUUCAUCUGCAAAAUGAAACUGAGUAAGCCAGCUGUGAUUUACAUGUUAAACCUGGCCAUCGCCGACUUGCUGUUUGUGCUCCUCCUCCCGUUUAAGAUCUCCUACCAUGUUUGCGGGAACAACUGGGGAUUCGGACCAGUCAUGUGCCGAAUCAUCACCGCCGCAUUCUACUGCAACAUGUACUGCUCAGUUCUGCUUAUGAUGUGCAUAAGCAUUGACCGCUUCUUGGCUGUGGUUUACCCCAUGCAAUCUCUGACGUGGCGUAGCCGGGAAACGGCAGCUAUAAUGUGCAUAUCCAUGUGGUGUCUCGCCAUCGGCGGGGUCAUGCCUUUUGUUCUGUCCGAGCAGACGGCAGAGAUACCAGAGCUAGGCAUCACCACCUGCCAUGACGUCUUGGAUAUCUCCGAGUUUAAAGGCUACUAUCUUUACUUCUUUCCUAUUUUCUGCUUCAUUUUCUUUUUCAUUCCUAUGAUAAUUACAACCGUGUGCUACAUCCGCAUCAUCCAGUGCCUCGACUCGUCCAACGUGGCCAACAAGUGCAAGAAGACCCGAGCGAUCUUCAUGACAGUCACCGUCUUCACCGUCUUCAUUGUUUGCUUUGUGCCAACCAACAUCAUUUUGCUCACACACUACCUGCAGUUUGCUCAUGGGUACAGUGAGUCGUCCUAUUUUGCCUAUCUCCUCGCCAUGUGUCUCGGCAGCUUGAGCUGCAGUUUGGACCCCCUGAUUUACUACUUUGGUUCCUCGCAGUGCCAGAGGCAGCUUCGCAACCUUCUCUGCUGUAAAAACGAGACAGAGACAGCUAGCAGCACAAAGUAUGAAAGCAGCAGCAAAAUGGAAACCUUCUCGACCAACCUUAGCAGCCAGUAUAAAAAGCUGAUGGCUUGAAUUCUGAUGUUGCAGUGUUACCGACUCACGGCUGUGUUACCAGAAUUACAGUAAAUCUGUUUGUUAUAAAGAAAGACAUCACCCCCUGUAACAUACUUUGAAAGGUGAAUAUUAAUAUGAAUAUGAAUGCAAAGCCAUUUAGGGAAGUGUGAAAAUAUUGAAGACAGGGGGUUUUAACUUCACUUUCAGGAGAAGUCUAUUACUAGUGAGGCACAAUCUGUCUGUUCCUGUGUAUUAAUAUACAGUUUUAAGUCAGCCAGUUAGAUCAGGUAAACAUAUUUCCCAUAACAAGAUCUGAAUAAUAAAAAUGAUAUCCUCAAUUGAGUGAAAAAAGUCUGAAGGUGGUUUGUGGGGGUGUUAAAGCACUAAUUAAGACUUAAAACAAAACCAAAAAAAUUCCCUGCUUCCAUGUUUCUUGUCCCGUCCGAAUGAACUGUUUUGUGGAACCGUGUUUGAGGUGUGUCUUAAGCUUGUCUCUGAGCUUGUCACUAACCUUUCUGAAACUGAGGGAGGCAGUGAAGCAAGUAUCACACAAUGAUGUCACACUGAGUCAGGGACCAAGCAGGCAAGAUCAGAAUCAGAUGAUUCCACAAGAUUAAAAACAAUUACAAUUUCAAUAACAAAAUGAAUGCCGGGGGAAAAAAAUAGUUUCCAAGCUAUUAAAAUUUAGGUAAUUAAUUUCUUAAAAGGUAGUUCAUACACACCUAAAACAAAAAAACAAAAAACAACUAAAAUAUUUUCUGCAUAUUAAGCUUUUUGUACAUGUAAUGCAGUCAUCCUGCUUUAUGGGUCUGGCAACCCUUUUAGGUAUUGUUUAUAUAAAAACCCUUCAUGUAUUCACACUGGCACUCCUACCUGGGUCCCGACCCAUGUUCUUUCUACCCGGUCAUAAUCCUGUGUAGUGUGGAACCACGUACCUGGGUCGACUCUAACUCGACCCGGGUUGGCAGCGACCCACCUUUGAGUUGAUGCGCUUUGACCCGGGUUGAGCGAGACAAAGUGCAUGCUGGCCAUUCAUAAGCGGAGGAAGUAACAAACAGCCACGCCAGCAUGAAGGUUUCACUGCAAAGAAACCUGAAAGCCACUUUGGUUUAUUCUGUUUCAUCAUAUUUCUGUGAUAGAGACACACCAUGAGCCAGAUUGCAGCAGGGAUGAAGAAACAUUUGGGCCGACAAGUUGUCCGUUACAAGCACGCCAUCUUGAAAUCCUGACCAGAUGAAAGGGUGUUCAUGUGAACGUUGCUUCUGUCACUCAGGUCGACCCGGCUCCUUCAAAAAGCAGUGUGCAAUCACACAGCCGACCCGCAAGACAUCGGGUUCUGACCCGGGUAGGUUCCGACCCAGGCAGAGCAUGCCAAUGUGAAAGGAGUUUAGCUGUGGCAUUUCAGUUUGCAUGUGUCUCUGUCACCACUCUGUACCAUACAUAUCAGUUAGUCUGAUGUUAGCACUAUUCUUACUAGUAUGAUCAACUGCUUUAGUAGUCUGUAAACAUAAAGCAUUCCCCUCCUAGAGAUAUUCGCCUCAUAAUUAUAUAUAUAUUAAUGCUUGAGUGUGGUUCAUUCACUGAGUAAUCGGCGCAUGUAAGAGAUCCACUGUAGAGAUCAUAUUUCAUUACUCUGUUAUUGUUACAACAUAUUUAAGUGGCGUUCUUCAAACCUGUAAUCAAGUAAUAUGGAAGUAGUUUGUAUUCUGAGGCGAUAGUGUGAAUUUGUAAGUUUUUCUCUCAAGGAAUUGUAGGCAGUUCUGCAAGGUUUUUUUGUUUAGCAACAAACAAGUGAGACAUUUUAAUGUUUUUAUUCUUUGAGGUUAAAAAAAAAAAAAAAAAACUGAAAAAAACAGUGAAAAUGUAUGAGCCAGGUCAUUUGUGUCAACAAAAAAUAAAUGUGUGUAUUUCAUAUUGGUUUGUCUACUUCUCUCCAGAUUAGUACUGAGGAGUUGUAAUAUUUUAUUGAUUUAUAGUUGUACAGUUUGUUUUUCAUGUAUUUUUUAUUGUAAACUCCAGUAUGUAUAAAACGACUUUGUAUGUUAAGUAAAUUGCAUUACAUUAUCUUCAGUACAUAUGUAUAUAAUUAAAAUGCAUAUUAUUGUAAAA
Molecule: messenger RNA, 3578 nt
Organism: Polyodon spathula (Mississippi paddlefish)
Lineage: Eukaryota; Metazoa; Chordata; Actinopteri; Acipenseriformes; Polyodontidae
Product: proteinase-activated receptor 1-like
Exons: 2
Coding region: 264-1487 (407 amino acids)
Biological process (GO): thrombin-activated receptor signaling pathway; positive regulation of blood coagulation; blood coagulation
Cellular component (GO): membrane
Molecular function (GO): thrombin-activated receptor activity
Source: RefSeq, a predicted model, not a curated record